Molecule: messenger RNA, 3483 nt
Organism: Colletotrichum godetiae
Lineage: Eukaryota; Fungi; Ascomycota; Sordariomycetes; Glomerellales; Glomerellaceae
Exons: 5
Coding region: 1-3483 (1160 amino acids)
Cellular component (GO): cytoplasm; nucleus
Molecular function (GO): protein binding
Source: RefSeq, a predicted model, not a curated record
AUGCCUCUUCAACGAAGGCAAGCUGUAAUCAGCGAUGCAGAGUGGGAGCGGUUAGAGUGGAAACUCAAGCAAUGGCACAUUGUCAAGAACAUGACCGCCCAGCAGUGGAGGUAUGCCAAUGCUCAAAUUGUUGAGCGACAAAAUUUGGGCAAGAAGAGCCGUCUGUAUCUCUCUGGGGUCCCAUUGAAACCUUUAGCGAUUCAAAAGGCAAGAAGUCGUCACGGUCACAUUUCAGUGCUCGAGCGUUUCAACUCUGCCCCAGCCGCAGAUUCAUUACCUGGGGACUUGCCCCUACUCAUCCUGACCCCGUCACCUGAAUACGGAGCUCAAUAUCGCCUUGGGGACCUUCCAUGGUUCCAAUGUCAACAACUCUUGAGUGGCUCAGCUUUGACGAUCUCAGCACCCACAUCUCCGCAUGUCUCCGACAUCCCAUCCGCCGCCAGUUCCGUGCUUAGAGCACUCAGUUGCGCCGUAUCCCGGAAGCGUUCAUCAUUAGUCCAAGCACCAAACUCUCAGCAAGUCUACCAGGCUCUGUCCCUCGUGAUGCCUGCGAAAGCAAUAGACGACCAUCCAUUUAGGGCAGAAGGGCUCGCCCAGUUCUCGUCAUCAAGAGUGUUAACGUUUGAAAUCUUGGAAACUAUAAUAUUUCUACUAUCCAAUGGUUUCUGUGACUACUUGGAUCACGAAUUACAAGAGCGAGACAACAUCAAUGAUGCAAUUUUAGCCACAAUCCGGAUAUCUAAUACCUGGACAUGGCUAUUAUCACAGCAUUGUAACGAUCUCCCACUCAGUCUUCAGGCUUUUCUGCAUCGGAUGUUUGAGAAAGCAGUCAUAGCGUCAGAUCUGAUUACUAUACAUUCUCUCGUCAGGACCGGGGUCGAUGUCGACCUGCCUCUAAGGGGUCCCCCGCUAGGUAAAUCCACAUUCGAAGUUUCGAGAGCACUCCACUGGGCCGUCAUUACCCUCAACUUAAAUAUGGUGGAGCUCCUCGUCAAACUUGGUGCCAGUACCAAGUCAGUUGACCUUGAGAUGCUUCAGGUCAUUUGCCGUAGGCAUCGUACGUACGAUGAUUCGGCACUUGCGGCCAUGUCGAGUUGGAUACUAUCCAUAUAUGAAUACCAGAACGAAGACGAUUCCAUUGCCCGGGAUCUCUUGUGGUUUCUCUCCUGGGCACCUCACUCUCCGCAUACAGAGCUUAUCCUAAUAUUUUUGGAAUCCAAACUUCGAAGCCCUGAGGCACUUGCUCAGCUUCUCAUCACAGCCGUCAAAACAAGGAGUCAUUACACUUUCGAAUGGAUUUCUAAGCACCCAAGCUUUCUGAACUGGGUGGAUCACCUAGGGGAGUCAAUACUUGGCGCUGCAGCCUCCAGGAAUGAAUAUCUAUUGUGCGAACGCCUCUUGGAGCUUGGGUCUGCAUCAGAGCCUGCCGAGAAUUCCUAUCACAGCGUAUUUGGCACACCACUUCAAUGCGCUGCUUCCAAUGCUGAUCCGAGGCUCGUCGGACUUCUGCUAGACCACGGUGCAGAUGUGAACUUCUGUCAACUUGCUCUGGAAGAUACCGACGGUGACACUGUUCUCGCAGGACACCUGCGCCGGGUCUAUACUUCUGGAGCCACUCAUGAAGACAUCUUCUAUGGCGAUAUUGGAAGAACUGCAUUGCAAUCAGCCUUGUCUAGCGGCAAUGAGAAAAAUGUUAUAUUUCUCCUCUCGCGCGGAGCAAGACAAAUCGGGGCUUCUCUCCCGGUCUUGAGCCUCACUGAUCAUCCAACACCUCUUGAGUCCGCAAUCGUGCUGCAGGAUCAUGAUCUGGCUCUCCAAAUCAUCAUCAUGAUGAACACCCAAUUCCCGGCAAGAGCACUUUAUGUAGCUUUACGCAUGGCUCUUGUGACUUGCGACUGGAUCAUCUUUCGCAAGCUCAUUGACAUGGGGCGGGCCUUUAUGUUGGGUCAGAGCUCGGAGCCGAAGAAUUUCUGGCUCGGAACGGCAAUGUGUCUCGCAAUGCGGCUCGGCAUCGACGAUAUGGCAAGCCAAAUUAUGAUGGUAUUUCGCCCUCAGUACUCGGCCGAAAGAUCAUUUACCACGCAUCCACUUCUCGAAAUGCCACCUGAGAUGUCCAUGGAGGAAUAUAAGAAGGAUUGUCUCAAAUCAAUCACUACAGCAGCUUUCCUGCAAUGGGACUACUGCUUGGUGACUUCUCAAGCUCUCUCAUCUUCGCCCGAAUUCGUCGCGAUUCUGAUACAACAUGGCUAUCGCUUCAACAUAGACUGCUCCGAUGUUGUUAAGAAUCCCCGUGCGCUAGAUAUCUUACCUCUCCUGAAUGCGGAUGGCUCAUGCAUAGAUCGCCGGCUUCUGGCGAGGGCUAUCCAGGAUAAAAAGGCUUCGGUCGUUGAUUGGUACUUAUCCUCGGGAAUUGGGGUCAACACCAUUCGCUGGGCCAAGAGGCCGUACCCAGAUACACCGCUUGUGGCUGCUGUCUUAAUAGGAGACAUCGACCUCGUGGAAAAGCUCGUUGGCCUAGGGGCGGAUGUCAAUGAAACUCAGAAAGGCUCCCCAUACCCUACGCCUUUAGUAGCGGCAGCCGCAAAGGGUUUUUUUAGAGUAGUGAAAAGAUUGCUUGAAUUGAAGGCAGAUCCAAAUGGUUCGGCAAGAUCCUGGAGUGGAGCUCACUGGACAGCUCUAGAAGCUGCCUCGUCUAUGGGUAGAUUAGACAUUGUGCAGCUCCUGCUUGAUUCUGGUGCCUCAACUGAGGGACCUGGCCUCGGUCAAUAUAUCAAGUCUAGGAUUCAUGCACAGGACAACGGAUACUAUGCUGUCGACAAGUUACUGAUGGGAUAUCGAAGUUGGACCAAGGCCGAUCAAGACUUGCUUCACAACUUGCGGUUACUCGGCAAAAACAGCCAGCUCGAUUAUGAUACCAACGGUAGCUCUGAGGGUAGCCCUGAGCAUGACCCUGAUGACAACGCUGAUGACAACUCUGAUGACAACUCUGAGGAUAACUCUGAGGAUAACUCUGAAGAAAACUCCGAGGACGGAGUCAGCUCACUCCAUGUCGGAUGUGACCCCUCCAAGAUUAAAUACAGUGCAGGGGUGUCAUCUAUUAACAUGGAGGAAGUCGAAAGCGAUGGUGGAUACUCAGGGCAUACUUGGUCGCCUUUGGAACCUAUGACCAUUAUGGCACCAAGAAACAGAACCGAGAGCACAAAGUCAAAUCUCGAAGAUCUACCAAUGCCUGAUAACGACGAAUUCUUGCUCAACAACAAUGAGAACAGUAGAGCGGGCAUGGUUGAGAUGUCGACAAGCAGUGACGCAUCGCAACAAUUGCAAAGGUUGCCAGGUAUCGUGGGCUUCGAAACCAGCGAAUCAUUGAGCGAAGGUAAUUUGAACACGCUUCAUGCUUUUCAGGGCCAAGAGGGCAGCAGUGACGAUUGGCUCCAAGAAAUCCGUUCGUUUUCCCUCAGAGAAGCCCUCAACUUGAUAACUUAG